Molecule: messenger RNA, 1026 nt
Organism: Apodemus sylvaticus (European woodmouse)
Lineage: Eukaryota; Metazoa; Chordata; Mammalia; Rodentia; Muridae
Gene: Hoxd13
Product: homeobox D13
Exons: 2
Coding region: 1-1026 (341 amino acids)
Biological process (GO): regulation of transcription by RNA polymerase II
Molecular function (GO): RNA polymerase II cis-regulatory region sequence-specific DNA binding; DNA-binding transcription factor activity, RNA polymerase II-specific
Source: RefSeq, a predicted model, not a curated record
AUGAGCGGCUCGGGGACUUGGGACAUGGAUGGGCUGCGGGCGGACGGCGGGGCCGCUGGGGCGGCACCGGCCUCCUCCUCGUCGUCCUCCUCUGUGGCGGCGCCUGGCCAGUGUCGCGGCUUCCUGUCGGCGCCGGUGUUCGCGGGGACACAUUCCGGACGCGCGGCGGCGGCAGCGGCAGCGGCGGCGGCGGCGGCCGCGGCAGCAUCCAGCUUCGCGUACCCAGGGACCUCGGAGCGCACAGGCUCCUCAUCCUCGUCGUCGUCUUCCGCGGUGAUCGCCACUCGCCCCGAGGCUCCAGUGGCCAAAGAGUGUCCCGCGCCUGCGGCCGCCGCGACCGCGGCAGCACCGCCGGGCGCUCCCGCGCUGGGCUAUGGCUACCACUUCGGCAACGGUUACUACAGCUGCCGCAUGUCGCACGGCGUGGGCUUACAGCAGAACGCGCUCAAGUCGUCCCCGCACGCCUCUCUCGGAGGUUUCCCGGUGGAGAAGUACAUGGACGUGUCGGGCCUGGCGAGCAGCAGCGUACCGACCAACGAGGUGCCGGCGCGAGCCAAGGAAGUGUCCUUCUACCAGGGCUACACGAGCCCCUAUCAGCACGUGCCUGGGUAUAUCGACAUGGUGUCCACUUUUGGGUCCGGGGAACCUCGGCACGAGGCCUACAUCUCCAUGGAGGGCUACCAGUCCUGGACGCUAGCCAACGGGUGGAACAGCCAGGUGUACUGUGCCAAGGACCAGCCACAGGGGUCCCAUUUUUGGAAGUCAUCCUUUCCAGGGGAUGUGGCUUUAAACCAGCCGGACAUGUGCGUCUACCGACGGGGAAGGAAGAAAAGGGUACCUUACACCAAACUGCAGCUCAAAGAACUGGAGAAUGAGUAUGCCAUUAGCAAGUUCAUUAACAAGGACAAGCGGCGGCGGAUCUCAGCUGCCACAAACCUAUCUGAGAGACAAGUAACCAUUUGGUUUCAGAAUCGAAGAGUGAAGGACAAGAAAAUCGUCUCCAAGCUCAAAGACACUGUCUCCUGA